AUGGACAGGGUGAGGUUAGUGUAUGGUCUGGUGACAAAGAUAGAUAUGGACAUGGGCUCGUUUAUUUUAGGCCAGAUUUCUCAGAUGGCCCAAUCCAACUCCUCUCGGCUUGGCUUCCCUGCCCUCAUCACCGCUUUAUGCAUCUCCAGAGGAAACCCGGAUGAUCUCACAAUCACUUUUCCGGGGACCCGCAAGACCAAGGCUCGGGGACCCUCUAAUGCUUCCACUUUUGCUCUCAUUACUGCUCCUCCUACUUCUACACCAACUCCACCACCAGUUCCUGCUCCUGCCCCUUAUACUUCAGCACCCUCCGACACCUCUGCUCAGAGCUCAAACAUUCUGGUGGCCUGGCCAGGAGUCCAGCCUUCUCCUGCGGGGGGAGGUGAGGCUCCUACAACCUUGGAACCGACGCCAGACGCCACACCGGAGGAGAUGCCUCAGGACACUCCUGCCGCCACACCGACCGAGGCUACUGAGGAGGGAGAUAGCACUACAGACACAAAUUAUGUUGCAGACAUGGCAGCAGCACAGAGCACUUGGGAUCCCUGGCCUACUCCAGCACAGGACACGUCUUUGCCAGCCCAGGAUGCUCCUUCCUCACCUCAGGACGACCCUACACUGGCACAGGAGGACUGA
Molecule: messenger RNA, 636 nt
Organism: Glycine soja
Lineage: Eukaryota; Viridiplantae; Streptophyta; Magnoliopsida; Fabales; Fabaceae
Product: lysine-rich arabinogalactan protein 19-like
Exons: 3
Coding region: 1-636 (211 amino acids)
Source: RefSeq, a predicted model, not a curated record